AUGUACUUUGAAUCAGAGAAUGCGUUGAUGGCUUAUUAUAAACAUUAUGGAAAACAAGAAGGUUUUCUGAUUAUGACACAAAGGAGUAAAAGAGAGAAGGAUGAGACUAUCAAAUAUGUUACUCUAGGAUGUGCUCGUGGUGGCAAAGCACGGAAUAGAACGUCGAAUGUCUCGAGGCCUUGGCCAACAAGCAAGACAGACUGCAAGACAAGGAUGAAUGUGAUGUUCAAGAAUGAGAAGUUGUGUGUCACAUCAGUUUUUAACACACACAAUCAUGUACUCAGUCCAAGUAAAGCAAGAUUCUCCAGAUGCAACAGAGAAGUUAAUGAGUCAGUUAGGAGGGUGUUGGAUACAAAUGAUCAGGCUGGCAUACGGAUGAAUAAGAGUUUCCAAGCUCUUGUAACUGAGGCGGAUGGGUUUGAGAAUAUACCAUUUGGAGAAAAAGAUUGCCGUAACUAUAUUGAUAAGACACGACACUAUCUGCCCACUUGA
Carya illinoinensis is the source of this 492-nucleotide messenger RNA. RefSeq lists its product as uncharacterized. The record is from RefSeq and is a predicted model, not a curated record. Bases 1 to 492 code for a protein of 163 amino acids. Lineage: Eukaryota; Viridiplantae; Streptophyta; Magnoliopsida; Fagales; Juglandaceae. The transcript has a single exon.